This is a messenger RNA of Daucus carota subsp. sativus, 672 nucleotides long. RefSeq names its product secreted RxLR effector protein 161-like. The transcript has a single exon. Lineage: Eukaryota; Viridiplantae; Streptophyta; Magnoliopsida; Apiales; Apiaceae. The record is from RefSeq and is a predicted model, not a curated record. The coding region runs from base 1 to 672 and encodes 223 amino acids.
AUGGAUAAGGCAUAUCCUGUGAGUACACCUGUGGUUGUACGAACCUUAGAAAAGAAUAAGGAUCCAUUUCGCCCAAGAGAAAGGGGAGAAGAACUUCUUUGUCCUGAAGUACCAUAUCUUAGUGCCAUUGGUGCACUAAUGUAUCUUGCAAAUUGUACACGUCCCGAUAUUGCAUUUUCUGUUAACCUUUUGGCAAGACAUAGUUCUGCUCCAACUCGAAGACAUUGGACUGGCGUGAAACAAAUAUUUAGAUAUCUUCGAGGAACAAUGGAUAUGGGUUUGUUUUAUUCUAAAGACUCAAAGAUUGAAUUAGUUGGUUAUGUAGAUGUUGGAUAUCGGUCUGAUCCCCACAAAGGUAGAUCUCAAACAGGUUAUGUAUUCACAUAUGGUGAUACCGCAAUAUCUUGGAGGUCUACAAAGCAGACUCCUGCAGCAACUUCUUCGAAUCAUGCUGAAUUAUUGGCACUACAUGAAACUAGCCGGGAAUGCGUGUGGCUAAGACCAGGGAAGGCUACAUUAAAGGAGAUCGAACAAAGCACAUUGAUCCAAAAUUCUUCUUCACUCACGAACUUCAGCAGAGGGGAGAUAUUAAUGUUUGUCAAAUUCGCUCAUGUGAAAAUCCAGCAGAUUUGUUUACAAAAGCACUUCCAACAUCUUCUUUCGAGAAGUUAG